This is a messenger RNA of Lotus japonicus, 719 nucleotides long. RefSeq lists its product as uncharacterized. NCBI's taxonomy places the organism in Eukaryota, Viridiplantae, Streptophyta, Magnoliopsida, Fabales, Fabaceae. The coding region runs from base 208 to 612 and encodes 134 amino acids. Gene Ontology annotation, molecular function: zinc ion binding. The transcript is spliced from 3 exons. The record is from RefSeq and is a predicted model, not a curated record.
ACACUUCAAUAUUUUCAUCAUUUCUCAACACCAUCUUCAUCCUUCCCAAAGCAGAACAUUCCAGAGAAAGAGAAGUGUGAGAGACUGAGUGGCGGAGACGACGAGAGUGAUCGACGGUGGAACGGCGGUGGAACGCGACGACGAGGACCGACGGUGGAACGCGACGACGUGAGAGAAGAAGGCGCCAGCGACCUACGUGUAUAAUAUAUGGCAUCUCAAUCAUUCUCUUCGACACAAAGAAGAAAUGGGAUUGCUGAUGGAAGGCUCUGUACUUGCGGCCUUACCCCAGCCCUAAAGACUUCAUGGUCCAGUAGUAAUUAUGGACGAAGAUAUUUUCAAUGUCCUUUGAAGGCUUGUGGGUAUUAUGAUUGGCUUGAUCCCCCUGUGCAUGGGCAAGUUGUUGAAGCCCCCAUGACUGCUGCUGUGACUCCUGGUCAAGUUGUUCAAGGCCCCAUGACUGCUGCUGUGACUCCUGGUCAAGUUGAUGAUUGCUUUGAAGGAUUAAAGAGGGCAGAAGCUUUGAUCUCUGACUACAAGAGAAGGGAACAAAUGUAUUUCAUUGUUGUUGUUGUCUCUUUGGUAGUUGCUGUGCUACUUAUUUUGUUUAAGUGAUUUACACAAGCUUUGGAUAUGUAAAACUGUUUUUGAGAAGUGGUCACAUGUAUGUGUACUCUUUUUGAAUUAUUAACUCUUUUAUGAGAAGUGCUCACAUGAGUCCU